UAUAAGAAAUUUUGUUUUGUUUGUGUUUGUAUUCAUUUUUAUAAUUAUUAUCAAUUUUGCGAGCGAAGGAGUCUCUUGUUUAUUGUGAUCUAAUCAGUUAACAAUAUUUUAAAUUCGUUCUAGAUUUGUGUUAAAUUAAGUAACUUUUAAAAGAUAAUGUCUAACGAAGACUUACAAAGAGAACUAGAAUGCCCAAUUUGUUUGAACUAUUUACAAAUUCCGAUACGGAUGUGUACAACAGGUCACAGCCUAUGUGAUACCUGCAGGAACAAGUUAACCGUUUGUCCUAUGUGCCUAUCUGGAUUUUCCAAUGGAUCUAAUAGGUCACUCGAAAGCAUAAUUCCUUUACUUAAGAUUCCUUGUAAAUUUCGUGAUAAAGGAUGUCAAGAUCUUUUGUUUCAUGUUGAUAGAUUAGCACACGAAGUUGAUUGUCCACACCAAGGAAUAAGUUGUCCUCGAUGUUCAUUUAACAGCUCAAUUACUGAUAUGGAAAAGCACUGUCGUGAUACACAUUGUGCUCAAAAUUUAGAACAAUAUAACAACUGUUCCAUGUUCUUUUUCGAAACUCUGAUGGGAUCUUCAGUUAAUGGUAUUGUCCAAAAAGAUGGCAAAUACUUUUGGUUACGAGCUUUUAAGAAUUCUGAAAAUAAUAUACUUUUUUCUGUCGAGAUGGUUGGCACCAAAGAAGAAGCUUCAAAAUAUAGUUAUAAAUUAAUAUUUAGUAAGGAAAUACAAAAAAUAUGUUUUGAGGAUACUUGUAAACCUUUAGGCCUUAGUAAUAAGCUAUCUGCACCGGGUAAAAGUUUCAAUUUGAGUGUUCCUGAUAUUGAGAGUUUUCUAGAGGAUUGGAAUAUUAGUAUAACUGUAGAAAAUAUUAAAUUAAAGCAUAACAUUCUGAAGCUGUUUUCAAAUUAUACUAAAAAUAAGAUUAAGUUAGUCUUAAAUUUAUUAUUUUCAAUUUUGCUUGCCAUAGUACUAUAUUAUAUCAUGUUUCGGCCAAAAUGAGAAAUCAACAAAAUCAACUAAAUAAUAUAAAGACAAACAUAAACAUAAGAAUGAAAGUUAUAAGUUUGCCAGUUAUUUUAAUGAUUUUUCAUCAUCAUUUUGGACGACGCUCGUGUCAUUUGUCAUACUGUACCUUACUGAAUAUUUGUUUAAAGUUUUAAAAAAAUUGGUUUAUUAUACCUAUAUUAUUUUAUUUAAUAUUGUAAUUUUAUUUAUUUUACUUUUCAGAUUCAUAAUUAUAAUAACGAAUCUAAGGUGAUUUUUUCUCUUAUACAGUGAGGACGUUUGAGUUGGAAUAAAUUCAUUUUCUCAAGAAUGGGCGAACCCGAAGAUAAAUCCCGAAACAGGUUGAUUUUUAUUUUUAAAUUAAAAUUUUUUGGCAUAUAUAUCAUACUACUGAUGCCAUCCAUCUGGGCGUGAUGAUGUAUUCGAUGAUUUUUUAAGUGAGAAUAGAAGUCGUGUGAUAGCUCGUUCGAAAGGUUAUUCAAUGCUCUAUUCACCAAUAUAAACAUUAACAUAAUUAUUUAUAUAGGGUGUCCAAAAAUUUUUUUUUUAAUUAAAUUAAUGGAGACAAAAAGAAGAAUGUAUAUAAUUUACCUAAUUCGAGAUACAUUUUUAUUUUAUAAAUAAAUAUUAUUUUUCGCAUAAAUUCAGUAUUAAAGCUGCCACCCACUUGCCUCUUAGUAGUUUGAACAUUUAAUUUAAGGGAAAAGCAAUGCUUAUUGUUCAAAUUAACAUUUUUUUUCUGUUUUCUGACAGCAGUAAAAUGUAUUUUGGAUUAAAUAAAUUACAUACAUUCUUCAUUUUGUCUUAAUUAAUUUAAUUAACAAAAAUUUUUGGGCGCCCUCUAUAAAUAAUUAUUUUAAUGUUUAUAUUAGUGAAAAGAGAAUUGAAUAACCUUUCGAAUAAUCAUCGAUUACGUCAUCACGCCCAGAUGGAUGACGCUACUAGUAUGAUAUAUAUUAUGCCAAAAAAUUAGAAUUUAAAAAUAAAUAUCGACCAGUUUCGGGAUUUAUCUCCAGAGUCGACCACUCUUGAGAAAAUGAAUUUAUUCCAACUCAAACGUCCUCACUGUAUGUAUGACAAUAUAGGCAAGAGAUAGCUGUGCAUUCUCCAAAAUUUUCGCUGUUAUUAACUGUUUUAAGAAACUGCUGUUAAGAUCAUUUAUGAAAAAAAUCACAACGUCGACAGAUUUUUUAAAAUAA
Molecule: messenger RNA, 2210 nt
Organism: Diabrotica virgifera virgifera (western corn rootworm)
Lineage: Eukaryota; Metazoa; Arthropoda; Insecta; Coleoptera; Chrysomelidae
Product: E3 ubiquitin-protein ligase Siah1-like
Exons: 3
Coding region: 157-1005 (282 amino acids)
Biological process (GO): proteasome-mediated ubiquitin-dependent protein catabolic process; multicellular organism development
Cellular component (GO): cytoplasm
Molecular function (GO): zinc ion binding; ubiquitin protein ligase activity; ubiquitin conjugating enzyme binding
Source: RefSeq, a predicted model, not a curated record